Anguilla anguilla (European eel) is the source of this 1565-nucleotide messenger RNA. RefSeq lists its product as uncharacterized. NCBI's taxonomy places the organism in Eukaryota, Metazoa, Chordata, Actinopteri, Anguilliformes, Anguillidae. Gene Ontology annotation, molecular function: protein binding. The coding region runs from base 438 to 1088 and encodes 216 amino acids. The transcript has 3 exons. The record is from RefSeq and is a predicted model, not a curated record. Gene Ontology annotation, biological process: negative regulation of BMP signaling pathway. Gene Ontology annotation, cellular component: AMPA glutamate receptor complex.
ACCCUCUCGCCAGUGAAGGCAGCGGCGAGUUUGGAUCACCGGUUUGGAUAGGCGUCACGUGCAAACUGAAACGUAACUCCAGAGGCGUAAGAACUUCAACAAGUAGCGAGAACUUCCCUGAGAGUCGAGGUUACCUGCGUGGGUAGGACGCUACACCGUAUGAUAUAUUGAGGAAAUACAAUGUAUGGAAUUUUAUAUUUUUGAAUUGAAGAUUACAAAGAAAGGAAACCACAAAUGCCAAAAGAAGUUGCUUCACACACAGUGUUACAACUAUGUAACCGGAGCUUUCAAAGUUGAAGUUCUAAUUAAAAACUAUACAGAAAACGUCCAUAACCUUUCAAUGACCGUUUUUGUUUUCAAAAAACUAGAUAUACACUAAUUUUUUACCUCUCUGACUGUGUACUUUUCUCUGUUUUGCUCUAUUUUUUGCGACGAAGAUGUGUGCGCACGAAGCUUAUUCAGGGAGGGCGACCCUUUCCUUUCUGGUUCUAGUGCUCUGUGUCCCGCGCGGUUUGGCAUUCUCCGUCGCCGGACAAGUGAACACCUGUGAAGCCAACGGCAGUGUAUAUUACGUGGGAGAAUGGUACUUUCUGGACUCGGACCAUUGCACGCAAUGCGAAUGUACCGCUGAGGGGUCGGCGUGCGCCAGGACGGAGUGCACUUCUCUCCCGGCAGCUUGUAUUCACGUUAGCCACUACCCGACCGACUGCUGUCCGAGAUGCGAGAGGAUAGGCUGCGAAUACAGGGGAGAUGUGUACGAGCUGGGAGAAAACUUCCAGCCCUCGGAGUGCGAGCAGUGCACGUGCGACAGCGACGGAAUCGCCCGCUGCCUGGUGGCGGACUGCGCCCCCCCGCCCUGCGUCAACCCCGUCUACCAGAAGGGGAAGUGCUGUCCGGAGUGCAGAGAGGGUCCAAACUGCUACACAGAUGGCACCCGGACCCGAGUGAUCCCGGGGGGCGAGCCCGUGUGGGUCGACUCCUGCACCAAGUGCCGUUGCCACGACGGCCAGGAAGCAGGGUACUGGGAGGGCAACCGCGUGGCCAUCUGCGCCCGAGUCCGCAACUGCACCCCCGAAGAGGGGCACUAGCCCAACUGAUAGACUCGAAACAAGAGCCUUCAAAGCGCUAACCCCUAGAUCUGCUACAGUACAUAUCACAUGUGUAACCAUAUGUAUUUUUGCCCCCUGACCAGUACCACAGGGGCUGUUUUAGUUACCUGGAUGUUUAAAUGGGAUGCAGUAUUUCGGGCAGGUUACAGUAGGUUACCUCAUUCGGUACAUUUUGAAAGUCGGUUAGUGUUUCAUCCACAAAGAAUGUUUCAUGUCAACUGAGAAAUUGUAGGGCUGGAAAAGGAAAAGUGGAAAGGAGAAAUGAGCUGUUCUCCACAGCUGCAUCGGUACAAGUAAGAAUGGUCAGAAGUCAGUGUAAGCUUUAUUAACUAUGGCAUUUUGGAUCAGUCAACACCUCCCAGUCAGUCUCUCUUAAAAAUGUAUCUUUUGCUUUUCUUUUAUUUAAAUGACAUGAAUGAUCCUCAACAUGAGCAUUAGAACUAGAACUUGUGACUU